AACAAGAAGAAGAAGAAGAAGAAGAAGAAGAAGAAGAACAACAACAACAGCGCGAAUUCUUCAGUCCUCUGAUCUUGUUCUGUGUUUGAUCUGGUCGUCCAUACUCCAUAACAAGGAGCUGUGAUGUUGUAAAGAUGGAGUUUAUUAAAGAGGAGAUUGAUGAUGACACAUGCCAUCAGUGUAGAAAGAGCUUCUCAAGUAAAGAAAGCCUUAGCCAACACAUGAGAAUUCACACUGGAGAGAAACCGUUCACAUGCCCUCAGUGUGGAAAGAGUUUUUCACGUAAAAGAUGCUUUAUGCUUCACAUAAGGCUCCACACUGGAGAGAAACCAUUCACAUGCACUCAGUGUGGAAAGAGUUUCGCACAUAAAAACUCAUUAAUGUUUCACGUAAGGACUCACACUGGAGAGAAGCCAUUUGAGUGUCAACAUUGUGGAAAGAGCUUCUCAGGUAAAGGAAGCCUUAACGAACACGUGAGAAUUCACACUGGAGAGAAACCGUUCACAUGCCCUCAGUGUGAAAAGAGUUUUUCACGGAAAAGAUGCUUAAUGUUUCACAUAAGGCUCCACACCGAAGCGAAGCAGAUUGAGUGUCAGCAAUGUGGAGAGAGUUUCUCUUGUCGAAAAACCUUUAAGACUCAUUUAAGGCAUCACAGUAAUGAGAAAUCGUUCAAGUGCCCUCAGUGUGAAAAGAUUUUCAUAAAUAAAAGAAACCUUAAUAAUCACAUGCGAAUUCACACUGGAGAGAAGCCGUUCACAUGUGAUCAGUGCGGAAAGAGUUUCAAAUGGGCAUACAGUCAUAAAGUUCAUAAACUCCUUCACUCAGGAGAAAAACCAUUUAAGUGUGAUCAGUGCGAUAAGAGGUUUGUUGUAGAACCGGACCUAAAGACCCACAUGAAAACUCACACCAAAGGGAAGACUUCUGUUUGUAGAAAGAGUUUUUUUUCGCCAGGCAAACUUAAAAACCAUCAGAAACUGCAGACAGGUGUGAAAGAGCAUUUGUGCACAGAUUGUGGUAAAGCCUUUAGUACAGCCGCUCAGCUGAAAGUGCACCAGAAGAUCCAUACUGGAGAAAAACUGUACAAGUGCUCGCAUUGUGACAAGAGUUUCAGACAGUCAGGAGGCCUGCGAGCACAUGAGAGAAUUCACACUGGAGAGAAACCGUUCACAUGCGAUCAGUGCGGAAAGAGUUUCAAAUGGGCGUACAGUCUCAGAGUUCAUAAACUUCUUCACUCAGGAGAAAAGCCAUUUAAGUGUGAUCAGUGCGACAAGAGGUUUGUUGUGGAAUCAGAAGUAAACGCCCACAUUAAAAAUCACACUAAAGAGAAGUCUUACUUGUGUUCUGUCUGUGGAAAGAGUUUUUUUUGGCUUGGCCAACUUAAAAACCAUCAGAAAAUACACUCUGGUGUGAAAGAGUAUUUGUGCACAGAUUGUGGUAAAGCCUUUACUGAAGCUGCUCAGCUGAAAGUGCACCGCAGGAUCCAUACUGGAGAAAAACCGUACAAGUGUCCACAUUGUGACAAGAGUUUCAGACAGUCAGGAACCCUGCAAAACCAUGAGAGAAUUCACACUGGAGAGAAACCGUUCCAGUGCCAUCUUUGCAGCAGGAGAUUCAGACAUUCCAUAUCUGCAGUGAAGCACACAAAGAAGCGAUGCCCAAAAUUAAAGUUGGUGUGACUGGAGAAACAAGAGCUUAGGAGCUCAAGCAAUUAAUUUUUUUUCGUUUUUUUUUUUUUGCUUUAUUUCACUCUAUCCGAUUAUUUGUAAUGUGAAAUGUGAAAAAUAUAGUACCCCCGUGAAGCAUGCAGUCAUUUACAGAAUGAAAAUGACCUGUAGUAGAGUUACAAAUCUUCAUUAAUUUAGGAUUAUGUGCUUACUGUAGUUAUUUGUUCUGAAGUUGCUUAUGUUUCUUACAGUUCACUGCUGCUCUGAGGUUCAUCAGGUCAGGU
This is a messenger RNA of Labeo rohita (rohu), 1948 nucleotides long. RefSeq names its product gastrula zinc finger protein XlCGF57.1-like. The transcript has 2 exons. Bases 135 to 1676 code for a protein of 513 amino acids. Lineage: Eukaryota; Metazoa; Chordata; Actinopteri; Cypriniformes; Cyprinidae. The record is from RefSeq and is a predicted model, not a curated record.